GGAAGUUGAGGGUCUUUGCUGUCCCUUCCAGCCCUGACAACGUCAUUCCGCUCGCGAUGGGAUGGGCUGAUGCGGGGACCCAGCGAGAACGCGAAAAGGACGCGGAGGGUGGGCAGGGGGCCUGAAGCCCAGGCGGGGCCCAUGGGGGUCUAAGGCAGGAGGGAUCUGGAUUAGGCCCUGCGGCUCCUGGGCAGCUGAUGAGACUGGCCAGUUCGUGCGGGUCCGGGCUCCAGGUUCGCCCAGCGCGGAGGCCGCGGGUUUAGAUGGGUGUGGCAGCCACUGGAGUGCGGCCGGUGGAGCACACAGACCGCUCUGUCCAGCUGUUCUGGGGCCAGUGGUGGGACCAUGUGCGCGGUCCUUCCUGCUGCCUCCGCCCCCAGUUUCCUUUGGCCUCCAGCCCGGUCUUGGCGCUUUGGCCUUGGGAUUUUCCGUGUCUCCAGCCUGAGCCGCCGUGACUCAUAAGACCCAGGGGGAUUUGCCCGGAAUUCCCAUUUUUAAGGCCUGGAUUGGGGACACGGACUCUUUGGGGACAGGGGUCCCCAGGACAGCCGAAUGGCCUCUUGUGCAGCCCCUGCUCCCUCCGUUCUCUGCCUCUUCUCCACCGAAGGAAGUUCUCAAGUGAAUGUGACAUUGAGGACCACGGGUGGCCUUGUACUUGCCCGCUGGUCAGAGAGGGGAGGCAGACAGCCCCAGCCAGACUCUGCUCCCCCUGGGCAUUUGGGAACGUCUCCCGCCUCGGCCUGAGGCCCGCCCUCUGACAUAUUGUGGGACAUCACGGCCACCCCGAAUCCCACCGGUGCACCGAUACCAUGCCCACGUCGCCCCUGCCCUGCCCCACCCCGGGGUGAGGCCUGGGACCCCAGGGCAGGCUGUGGCCUCUGCCAGGCGCCGUACUCAUGAAGAUGUCACCCACAGGCUGAGCAGCCCAAAGUGCUGAGUGCCGUGGAGGACCGCAUGGAUGAGCUGGGCGCCGGCAUUGCCCAGUCCCGGCGGACCGUGGCCCUCAUCAAGAGCGCAGCCGUGGCUGAGCGGGAGAGGGUGAGCCAGCUGUUUGCGGAGGCUGCAGCCACCCUGCAGGGGUUCCAGAAGGAGGUGCUGGGCUUCAUCGAGGAGGGGGAGGCCGCCAUGCUGAGCCGCUCUCAGGGGGACCUUCGGCGGCAGGAGGAGCAGCGCAGCAGGCUGAGCCGGGCCCGCCACAACCUCAGCCAGGUCCCCGAGGCCGACUCAGUGAGCUUCCUGCAGGAGCUGCUGGCACUCAGGCUGGCCCUGGAGGAGGGGUGCGGCCCCGGGCCUGGUCCCCCGCGGGAGCUCGGCUUCACUAAGUCAUCCCAGGCUGUGAAGGCGGUGAGAGAGGUGCUGGCCGCGGCCUGCGCCAGCCAGUGGGGGCAGCUGCGGGGGCUGAGCGGUGACGAGGACGGGCCGCACAAGCUCGGCCCAGAAGCUGACGCUGAGUCCCAGGACCCAGAUAACAGCAGCCACCUGGACAGCGAGGUGCCCCGGGAUUACUUCCUCAAGUUCGCCUACAUCGUGGACCUGGACAGUGACACGGCGGACAAGUUCCUGCAGCUGUUCGGAACGAAAGGCGUGAAGAGGGUGCUGUGUCCCAUCAGCUACCCCGAGUCCCCCACCCGCUUCACGCACUGCGAGCAGGUGCUGGGCGAGGGCGCCCUGGACCGGGGCACCUACUACUGGGAGGUAGAGAUCAUCGAGGGCUGGGUCAGCGUGGGCGUCAUGGCUGAAGAUUUCUCCCCACAAGAGCCCUACGACCGGGGCCGGCUCGGCCGCAACGCCCACUCCUGCUGCCUGCAGUGGAACGGACGCGGCUUCUCCGUCUGGUUCCACGGGCAGGAGGCGCCCCUGCCGCACGCCUUCUCGCCCACGGUUGGGGUCUGCCUGGAAUAUGCCGACCGAGCCCUGGCCUUCUAUGCCGUGCGGGACGGCAAGGUGAGCCUUCUGCGCCGGCUGAAGGCCACCCGGGCCCGCAGGAGCAGCCCCUCGGCCUCCCCCGGGGACCCCUUCCAGAGCGUCCUGGACAGCCACUUCCCGGGGCUCUUCAGGAGCCGGCUGAAGCCCGCUUUCUUCCUGGAGAGCGUGGACGCCCACCUGCAGAUCGGGCCCCUCAAGAAGUCCUGCAUAUCAGUGCUGAAGAGGAGGUAAUGCGGGCGCUGGGCCUCGGCUCCUGGCGUGCACGUCUCCGCAGCCCACGGGUCCUCAGCAGCCUCAUUUCUAAAAGAACACUUGGCCUCCCAGACCCUCUCAAGUGCCUCUCAGACCCCCCUCCCCCCACUGCAGGCCUUGUUUCGGGAGAGAGAGCCACAGCCAGGACAGAUCCAGGCCACCCCAAGCCCUCCUUUUCCAGGUGCCUAGGACAGUGCCUGGCACACAGUAGGUGCUCAAUAAACAUUUGUUGAGUGAA
Messenger RNA from Myotis brandtii (Brandt's bat), 2416 nucleotides. It is a transcript of the gene TRIM47, whose product is annotated as tripartite motif containing 47. The record is from RefSeq and is a predicted model, not a curated record. NCBI's taxonomy places the organism in Eukaryota, Metazoa, Chordata, Mammalia, Chiroptera, Vespertilionidae. The transcript has 5 exons. Gene Ontology annotation, molecular function: protein binding. Bases 955 to 2157 code for a protein of 400 amino acids.